This is a messenger RNA of Alternaria arbusti, 1620 nucleotides long. RefSeq lists its product as uncharacterized. Gene Ontology annotation, molecular function: nucleotide binding. The coding region runs from base 1 to 1620 and encodes 539 amino acids. The transcript is spliced from 2 exons. The record is from RefSeq and is a predicted model, not a curated record. Lineage: Eukaryota; Fungi; Ascomycota; Dothideomycetes; Pleosporales; Pleosporaceae.
AUGCCAAGCCUCGAAGCAGACGAGAGCGCCUUCCUCCAGGCCGAAGGAAAGCAAACUUUCACCAGCCCACCCCGCGUCCUCAUCAUCGGCGCAGGGAGUCGCGGCACAGCCUACGCUGAAGCCGCACAAUCUUCAAUUAACUCCAUCAUCACAGCAGUAUGUGAGCCCAAUGGUUACAAACGCACUGAGUUUGGUCGCAAGUUCAUCUGGGGUGACGGAGGUGAGGCCAAAAAUCACCAAGCAUUCCGCGGUUGGAAGGAAUGGAAAGAGUACGAGAUGAAGAGAAGAGAUCAGGAAAGUGCUGGUCAUGACGUGGAGAAGGGCAUCAAUGCAGUGUUCGUAUGUGUACUGGAUGAGAUGCAUGAAGAGGUCGUCUGCGGUAUCGCAGAUAUGGGCGUGCACAUCUCGUGCGAAAAACCGAUGAGUACGAGAUUGGAGAGUUGCAUGAGGAUGUACAAGGCACUCAAGGCACCGGUCGGUACAGGCGAGGCAAAAGAGACGAUCUUCGGUAUUUGCCAUGUGUUGCGGUACUCGCCGCACAACAUGUUGCUGAGACAUCUGGUACUGGAAAAGGAUGUCAUUGGUGAUGUGUUGAGCAUUGAGCAUGUUGAGCCUGUUGGUUGGUGGCAUUUCAGUCACUCCUACGUCAGGGGUAACUGGAGGAAAGAAUCCAAAACUGCGCCAUCUCUUCUCACAAAGUCCUGCCAUGACAUCGACUUCCUUAUGUGGAUGCUCUGUUCGCCUGGUCCAAACACUGAGAAUGCGACACCUCAUCUUCCAUCACACAUCACGUCUACUGGGUCUCGUAACUUCUUUCGCAAAGAUCGGAAGCCGAAAGCAGCUGGCUCAGCUACGAAUUGCCUAUCUUGCGCGUAUGAGCCAGACUGUGACUAUAGUGCGAAGAAGAUAUAUCUCGAGAGACACCUGGACAACGGCAACGCAGAUUGGCCAGUCAAGAUUGUGAACCCUGAGAUCGAAGACAUCUACAAGACUUCCGGUAAAGAGGCAGCUGGGAAGCAGCUUCUCAAAGAUCUGACUGAAGACUAUAGCAGUGAGACAUCAAUCGGUGAAAUUGAACAACGCCCGUGGUUUGGUCGAUGCGUAUGGGAGUCGGACAACGACGUAUGUGACGACCAGAUGGUCACGAUCACCUGGGAUGAUGAUCCAGUCGCAAAUGACGAUGAUGGCCUACCUAUGCUGCAUGGCCGAGGAGCAAAGACUGCCCAAUUCCACAUGAUCGCCUUUACAGAGAAGCAGUGCGAACGGCGGGGUCGCAUCUACGGCACCAAGGGUGAGAUUGAGUACGACAGCACCAACAUCAAAGUGCACAACUUUUCCACUGGGCAAACCAAAACUCACAGCCCUCAUCUCGCAGGCGGCGGUCACGGGGGCGGAGACGAGGGGCUUGCGCGACAAUUCCUCAUGGCGGUUAACGCUGUAGACUCUGGCGCCAUGCCCGCGUCAGACGCCCAGCGGAAGUAUCUCGGAUGCGGCCUUGAGGAAGCGUUCCGGAGCCAUGCCAUGGUCUUCGCAGCCGAAGACGCUCGAACGAAGCGCCAGGUGAUCGACUGGAAGAAGUGGUGGACCGAGUCGGUGGAGUCGCAAUUACACGAGCGGUAA